Molecule: messenger RNA, 624 nt
Organism: Funneliformis geosporum
Lineage: Eukaryota; Fungi; Glomeromycota; Glomeromycetes; Glomerales; Glomeraceae
Source: the annotation of a GenBank genome assembly
AUGAGAAUGGAUUCUAUAAAUUUUCAAAAGCUAAUAUCAGUAUUAAAUCCUCUUCCAAUUUUUCAAAAUAAUAAUAAUAAUUUACAAGUCUCUGUUAAACUUCAAUUUGCAGUUUUUUUAAAAAGAAUUGGUUCUAAAGAAAAUAUUUUUGAAAUAUGUUCAAGGUUUGGAAUUGCUGAAGGAACUGUUUAUUUAUAUUGUAAAAGAAUAAUGAUUGCAAUUUCUUCAUUAAAAAAAUUUUUAGUUAAAUGGCCAACAAAUGAAACUAAACAAAGAGUACAUGAAGGGUUUAAAAAUAUUGGUGGAAUGGAAAAUGUAAUUGGUGCAAUAGAUGGAAGUCAUAUAGUAUUAGCAAAUGCCCCAUUAAAACAACCUGAGUCAUAUUGGAGUAGGAAAAAAAGAUAUUCUAUACAAUUACAAGGAAUUGUAGAUCAUAAAGGCAUAUUUAUAGAUUAUGAGAUUGGGUGGCCUAGUUCAGUUCAUGAUGCUAAAGUAUAUAAAAAUUCUCAUUUUUAUCUUAAUGCUUCUGAAAUUGUUAAAGGUAAAUUACAUUCAUUUUUCAAAGAUUCUUCAUUUUCAUUAUUAGUAAAACUAUUUACUAUAAAAGAAGAUCUUUCAUUAUAA